AUGGACAGCAACUACGCAGAGGCAAGCGGCUCCGGCUCUAUCUCUGGCUCCUCGAGCGCAGCUCAUCAACUGCUGCGUCAGACGCUCGACUCGAGCAAAGUAUCCGACUCUCAAGUUUCACAGUACUUCCGCGAGCGACUGCAAGAUCGUCGCAUUCAGAUUACAAACCUCGACCGCGCACGCCCCAAGACGGGUGGUACAGAUGAUUAUGCCCGCGCAAAAGCCGAGAAGAAGCUUGUCAAGCGCCGCAGAAGGGUCAAGAGCGAGUUGUCUGAGCUCAAAAGGCUACGGAUUGCUGUUGGUCGUUCCACCAAGUACCCAUCAUCCGCAAACGUAAUUCCCGCAACACAUCGACCAAUAGCAGAGCAAUCAGACGAAGAGGACGAGGCAACGAAAGAAGUUGUUUGUAGCAAGCAACGGCUUCUAGCAGAUGCGAACAAGCAAUUGAAACGUCUGCGUUCGGUUCCACGACAACGUACAAACCAAGCCAAAAAGGUCGACACGACCGCACGGAAACCUCUCAGCCGAUCUCAACGCAAACGUAUGGGUCUCGAACAAGUCGAUACCAACAUGAGCUAUGAGCUUGUCCAGCCUCUUCACGAAAUGUGGCAAACCUACAUUCAACAGCUUCUCAACAUCGUCGCCAUGAAUAGCAAAGGUCAGCUCGUCUCCAACCCACAAUUUGACCCCAAACACCUUACCACCAUGUCCUCUGGCACUGUCAGUGCCAUGCAAGCUUCACUCAUCAAAGCCGAUCUAUGCGGAGCAGAAGUGGAGGUCGUACGCGCUGCCAACCCUUCUCUAGUAUCUCAGUCUGGGUUGGUUGUCAAGGAGACGGAACAUACCAUCGUUCUCGCCAUCCCACCAAAAAAGACAGCAGCGAGAGCGGGCAAUGCAACACGCACUAUACCCAAGAAGAACGCCGUGUUUGCUGUCAACAUCCCUCUAGCAACCACAGGAGAAGACGGUGGAGAUGCAGGUCAUCUACGCUUUGAAUUGCAUGGCAAUCAUAUGAUGCACACUCUGCCAUCUAGAGCUACUCGGAAAUAUAAGGCUAGGCCCACCAUUGACUUUUGA
Messenger RNA from Ustilago hordei, 1077 nucleotides. RefSeq names its product related to POP4 - protein involved in processing of tRNAs and rRNAs. Gene Ontology annotation, cellular component: ribonuclease MRP complex; ribonuclease P complex. The transcript has a single exon. The record is from RefSeq and is a predicted model, not a curated record. Gene Ontology annotation, biological process: tRNA 5'-leader removal; rRNA processing. Lineage: Eukaryota; Fungi; Basidiomycota; Ustilaginomycetes; Ustilaginales; Ustilaginaceae. Bases 1 to 1077 code for a protein of 358 amino acids. Gene Ontology annotation, molecular function: ribonuclease P RNA binding.